This is a messenger RNA of Strongylus vulgaris, 405 nucleotides long. NCBI's taxonomy places the organism in Eukaryota, Metazoa, Nematoda, Chromadorea, Rhabditida, Strongylidae. The record is from the annotation of a GenBank genome assembly.
AUGGUGUUCGUUUCCGGCACAAAGGUUAAGAUUGUCAAGAAGAAGGUCACCAAGUUCAAGAGACAUGAGUCAGAAAGAUACCACCGCCUGAAGCCCAACUGGCGUAAGCCAAAAGGUAUUGAUAAUCGUGUUCGUCGACGAUUUCGUGGAAUGCGUGCUAUGCCUACCAUCGGUUUCGGAUCAGACAAAAGGACCAAGUUUGUUCUCCCAUGUGGAUACAAAAAAGUCCUUGUUAGAAAUGUGAAGGAUCUUGAUAUGCUUCUCAUGCAGUCGUUCCGAUACAUCGGUGAGGUUGCUCACACCGUUUCCGCCCAAUCCCGGAAAGCUAUUGUAGAACGCGCUGCUCAGUUGAACAUCAAGUUGACUAACGGUCAUGCUCGUAUUCGUACUGAAGAGAGCGAGUAA